AAAAUCACAACCUUUAUUUAUCCUGCACACAAAGUGUGAAUAGAUCCGUCUUGAAGGUGUUCAUGGCAUCGUGAUAAUAUUUGCUGUGAUCUAUUCUUAAUAUCUGUUCGAAAACAUGCACAACACGUUGAAUAAACACAUUUAAUGUAUCCUCAAUUAUCGACAAUAUAUAUAUAAAUAAAUGGAUAUGACAAAUGUAAACAACUAUUCUUAUUUUUUAUACAAGGUGUUUUAAAAGGAUGGACCCAAUUUCAAUGUAUACUGCUGUGAAAUUGGGUCCAUAUUUUUACAACACCCUGUACUUUGAUACUGGCAAAAAGGUCCCAUGGUGAAUUCUAUAAUUUUCCAAAGUAAUAAAAAUAUAUAUUUUUAAACACGCUUUAAUGAAAUGUACCGCACGAGUAAUGGCAGAAAUCCACGACUCCAGGAAGUGGGCCCGAGGCUUGCCAUAACGUCAGGGACCCUGGUGAUUUACAGCCAACGAAACCGGCUCACCCUGCCCCACUUUAACCGCUGGUGGUGAGUGGAGCGAGAGAUGUGAUGAGCCACUCUCUUCUGUGUUCAUCAAGAGACGGAGGCACCAUGAAGUGGGUCCUGGUCGCAGCGUUCAUCUCCCUUCUGCCUGUGACGUCUGCCGUGAAGCUGCAGCUCUCCCUGCCGGAGAGUGUGGAUGUGACGGAGGGAGAGAACGUGACUCUUCCCUGCUCAUUCUCCUCCCUGUCGACCGACUCGAGUGGCCUCUACAUCACGUGGCUCACGAUGCCCACACGCUACAUAAUCUAUGACUCUCUUCACGGGAAUAUCCGGCUUGGAAUAGCUGAGUUUGCGGGAGACAAGGAAAAGGGCGACUGCUCCCUCAGGCUCCUCAACGUCUCCAGGACCCUCAGCCCCGUGUUUAAGUGCCAUGUCAUUUGUACCAGCUGUGGGAAGGAUGACUUGUGGGAGGAAGGAGAGGUGAAGCUGAACGUGAAACCUGCAGCCCCACGGUCACACGGUGAGGGCGUGAGUGACUCUACCCUCAGCCCUCUAGAGGAGACCUCACACAAGGGAGGGGUGGUGGCUGCCUGGGUCCUGCCUGUCGCCAUCUUCAUCAUCUCCGUCAUCUCCGUCAUCUCCGUCAUCAUCAUCGUUGUCUUCGUCUGGAAGAAGAUUAAACGCCGUCGGUCUUCAGGGCCCUGCCGCCGCUAACGCAGUGGCAUUCCAUGCGUAGUCUCAGGAGAGAGUGCAGCAGAGGGAGGACAGCUGAUGGGACCUUCCAAAGGAGUUGUGGAAUGAGCGGCACCAUCACCCAGGUGUGAAGACCGGGGCCUCCCCAUCGUGAACGCUACUGAAUCCCGAGCAAUUUUACGCCGUUUCCAGCACUGCAUUUGGACUAGAGUUGUUUUGUUACUCGUAGUUUUGUUGCUUCUUCUGCCUCAAUCUCGUGAACAGUUUGACUCACAAGGAAGGGGGCUCGCUUUGGGGGCCUUGACAGGAGGGACCCCCCUAGGUGGUAGUCAUCCCGAGGAAGGGUGGGACCCCUAAGUGGCAAUAUAGACCCCGAGGCAGGAGGGGACCCCUCGGGUUGCAGUAGUGCUAUCGUCCAAAACGUCGGCAUGAGGGCAGGGCUAACACAAUGGCAGCUGUGAAGAUGUUUUGGUAAUCGCUGUCAAUCUGAUCAAAGUGCGUGGGAUCAAAACCGCUUGAUAUUUACAAUCUGCAGUUUACUUGAACACCCUCAUGGGCAGCAACAUCAGCAGCAGUGAAUUAUUUUGAGACGCGUGAACAACGUAACAUCUUUAGCGAUGUGCACAGAGACACGUUCCUCUGAAAACGGGUCGGCUCUGCCGCUCGGUCGAACCCACAGCGAGCCAGACCGAGCGUCUCCGUGCCGACCCCAGGGUUGUUGUGAGCUGGCCAGUGCGAUUACAUUUCCUGUGGCAGGGUCCAGUGAUUACGCAAUGCUGCCGCUCGUUCUACAUUCGCGUGGCCCAUCCGGUGGUCAUAACUAUUAUACACCAUUGCACUCGUACACAAACUCCCCUCCCCUGACAUCACAAAAGAACAGAGAUGGUUAUUUAUCAGCGUAACUCAUGCUAAUCCCCUGCCCAACCGCCCGCGACACCACACGG
Molecule: messenger RNA, 2111 nt
Organism: Lethenteron reissneri (Far Eastern brook lamprey)
Lineage: Eukaryota; Metazoa; Chordata; Hyperoartia; Petromyzontiformes; Petromyzontidae
Cellular component (GO): plasma membrane
Source: RefSeq, a predicted model, not a curated record